AUGCACUUUCCGUUCCGUGUUUAUGAACAAGAAGCCCAUGCCAGAAGAUACAUGUCCAAGACCGUAUCAAAACAUGUCGUAGCCCCUCAACAUAAAAUAACUUUUGGGACGGUUCCAUGGUCAUCUAUAUAUAUAUAUAUUUUUUCCCGCAACAAGAUCGGAAAUCUGUCUCAACAGAACCAGUAUGAGUCGAGCAAACAGGGCCCUCAUCCUCAGUCUCAACCCACCCUAUCCUACAACCACCUGUACUCGUAUCCAACUCCGAUCGCAGCCACUGGGACUAAAGUACCAACUCCGCCUGGCAUGCCCACUCUUCCUGGACACAUGGCAAUGCAUAGGAUAUGGCCUUCCUCUCAUUCUGUUACAGAUAUUCUGGGCAUUCGAUCAAUAACGGAGCAGCAAAUUUGUGACAGUCCGUCCUUUCCCAGCACCAAACUAGAAGAAUGGAGAGCUAUUAACAGGAGUAAUUUUUCACCAGCGAAUUCUUCACUAGUCAAUGGUGUGGAUAAGCCUCACUUAGAACCAGAAGCAAAAUACACACAGACGCCGAAUGGAUUGCCCACAGUGAACAGUUAUGUCACAGCUCCCAGCAUCCAUCCUUACCACCCUCCCACCCAAGUGUCACCCUACAUGGGGUACAGCGGCACCACGUCGGCCUAUGUGACCGGCCCCACAUGGCAGCCGCCCAGUGGCAGUGCUCUCUCUCCCCACAGCUGUGACAUCACCACCCCGCUGGCCUUCAAGAGCACGGCUACCAUGCAAGACUCCGUCCAUUUGGUUGCCGCCUCGGCUCUGUGACUGUACUAGGAGCACAGGGGGUCAAAGAGCAGAAGGAAAGACAACAACAGAGAACGAGAGCGAUGGGGUAAAACACAACAACUUGGACUUUUUCAUCCUGGCUCUCUCUAGAUGGACCAAUCUUAUCGCUUUACAAUAUUUAUAAAAGACUUGUCGGAUGAGCCAUCUGCCGUUCUGUAUGCCCACAUUCUCUUGCUCCAUAUCAGCAUCUCUCACUUGCACAAGACAAAAGAGCAAGAGUGAGGAUAUGCAAACAGGAUAUCCUGUCCGAUCUGAUUUGAGCAGAGGAUUUAGCAGUAAAGAACAUCAGCAAUGGUGUGCAGUGCACUUGGUCUGAUAGUGGUGGGCAUUCCUCAUGAAAUUGCGUCAUCACUAGCCUGAGUUAAAUUUUGGUGCUUCUCUGUGAAUAUGUUGUUCUUGUAUGUUUCCAAGAAAAUGAUUGAAUAAGCAAAUCUCAUGUAAAACAAAUGACCAGUUUGCAUUUAAAUGUUUUUUUUCAGGGUGUUGAAAAUGGCUAAUGUUUAGAUGUUCUGCUUUGUUUCUCUUUUUUUAUUUUUUUAUGUUUUUGAUAAAAAUCACAUUUUCGUCUUUUUGGAUACCAGUUUCACUUCACUAAAACUCUAUGUCAGAGCUCUUGGGAAAAGUUAUUACAUUUAUUUAUUAGAUUGUAAGGUACGUUGAAUGAAGUGCAAUUGACACGGCACCAGGGAGAAGAGGCAUUAUGUGGGACAUUGACGCACAUUCUAACAGGAGCAUUUAUACAUGCAACAUUAAUGAUCAGUGAAGCUGCACACCUCCAGACAUUGCACAAUGAAAUUGAAUGUAUCUUAUUAAAAGAGACGUGUAAAAAAACAAAAA
Messenger RNA from Sinocyclocheilus grahami, 1656 nucleotides. It is a transcript of the gene pax9, whose product is annotated as paired box 9. The transcript has 4 exons. Bases 1 to 798 code for a protein of 265 amino acids. Lineage: Eukaryota; Metazoa; Chordata; Actinopteri; Cypriniformes; Cyprinidae. The record is from RefSeq and is a predicted model, not a curated record.